Messenger RNA from Cyphellophora attinorum, 885 nucleotides. RefSeq lists its product as uncharacterized. The transcript has a single exon. The coding region runs from base 1 to 885 and encodes 294 amino acids. The record is from RefSeq and is a predicted model, not a curated record. NCBI's taxonomy places the organism in Eukaryota, Fungi, Ascomycota, Eurotiomycetes, Chaetothyriales, Cyphellophoraceae.
AUGUCCGAAUCAACAACCGAGUACGAAAAGCUCGUCAAGGCGCUCGAGGACAUCAGUAUCCGAGAGCGGGACGGUCAAAUCCAGACAGUGAUCCUGGACGACUGUCUGCCAAGUAGCUGUGAUGUCGCACUUACCAGCUGUGGUGAGGAGCAAAUGUCACAGCUGCUUGUUAGACUCUUGAACAUGGCGAGGAAGUGCAUGGACGGCGUCAAGGACGAGACCAUACCGCUACUGGAUCACGCAGCACGUGCUCUCGUGACAUAUGCGCUGGACAAGCUCUGCCAUGACGGCUAUUCACUAUUCCAUGUCAUCGGAGCCAUCGCUCUGGAGCACUCACGUUCAAGCCCAGCGCUCAUUGUCGAAGCUUGGAAAGCAGCCUGCAUCAUGAACGACCUAUCUUCCAAAAUCAUAGACCAUAUCAACAUGGAUGCCGAAUUUGGAGCAUUGGGCCAGGGCUUUGGUCACUGUACAGUCCGUGGCAGUGACAAGCCAUAUCUGCAGAUACUUCUUAAGAGGCCACUCAACAAGAUACAUCAUCUCCGAUUGAUGACAGAUGGGCUCGAAGAAGCGCUUUGUUCGACGUACGAUCAAUUCGUAAAUGCUCUGGAUGCCGAGAGUGGCCUCCUCGAAGCACCACCCGCGGCCGUCCUAGCACUCCAUGCUCUGCGACAUCUUUGGAGACUAGGGUACAACGAGGAGCUAGCCAUCCAUGCCAUCGCGAACACAGACUAUCAUGGGCUCUUGGGUGAUACUGGACAGUCACAGGAACCGGAUUGGUGGGCUGCACUGAUCGAGUAUCCUGAGGAUACCCACAAGAGUGUUAAGCAUGCUUGGAAUACAGCUCAAUUGGCUGAAACCAUGAAGGAUCUGGAAAUGUCGAUGUAA